AUGAAGGGCAGAGACGCGGGCUGGGACGGGACGGUCCCUCGGGCGGGGCUGGCGCCCGGCCCCGCGGCCCCGCUGGAGGCGAGGACCGGUCCCGGCGCGGCCCCGGGGCCGAGACCCAGAGGCUUCGCCAUCACCGACCUGCUGGGGUUGGAGGCGGAGCUGCGGCCCCCGGGGAGCGGGGGCGACCCCUGGCCCCCGGGGCUCGGCUUCCUCUGCCGGUGGGCGGGCCGGCGGCCGGAGGCCGGGGACGCCCGGGGCCUGCUCCUCGCCGACCUCCCCUGUCCGCCGGCCUUCCCGCGACUCCCUCCCCGCCCGCCCCCCGGCUCCGAGAGCCUCCGGACGCCCGGAUCCGAUGAGGACAGCGACAGCCUCUCUGGGGACAAGAGUAGUCCAAAGAUCUCUCCGGUCCAGGCCAAGACAAAGAAGCGGCGACACAGGACAGUGUUCACAGCUCACCAGCUGGAAGAGUUGGAAAAGGCAUUCCACGAAGCUCACUACCCAGACGUUUUUGCCAGGGAAAUGCUGGCAGGGAAAACCGAGGUCCCGGAAGACCGGAUCCAGGUCUGGUUUCAGAACCGAAGAGCUAAGUGGCGGAAGCGGGAGAAGUGCUGGGGCCGAAGCAGUGUCAUGGCUGAGUACGGGCUGUAUGGGGCCAUGGUCCGCCACGCCAUCCCUCUCCCUGAAUCCAUCAUGAACUCAGCCAAGACAGGCCUUGGAGGAUCCUGCACUCCAUGGCUUCUGGACCUGCACCGGAGGUCGACGGGCAGCCCCCACAGCCAGGAUUUGGGGAUCCCCAAGGAAGGAGAGGCUAGGCAGGGGCCAGCCGCUCAGGCAGUAGGUUACAGCAGCUCCAGGCCGAGGGGCGGCGUUGAGGAGACAGCAGCGAUGGAUCUUUCCAGCUCAGCAAAACUGGAGAAGCAGAAGCACUUUGAGCCGACAACCCAGUGGAGGAGAAGGGUUUCUGAGAGAUGCCCUGGUGAGGGUUACUGAAGAGGCCCAGAGCCAGAUCAGUGCGGAGGGGCAGAGAUCAGAUCUGCCAUUUCCCUUCAAUAAGCCCUUGAAGAAAAGGAGCAGCUAGGACUUGCUUUGAUCCAGGACAGGUAACAGGCCAGUAAGCCAUUCUAUUUCAGUUGGCAGGCUGCUCAUUUUUCAAAUGACAAAAAUGAUGGCAUUUGUUUCAUUCUAAAUCAGAAAGAGUUAAUGAAGAAAUUUCAGCUAGUGAAAGAGUCAUCUUUGUGGUUUGGUUGGGAUAGAUGAGUAAAAGGCAGGGAGAUGGAAGGGGGAGAGAGAGAGAGAGAGAGAGAGAGAGAGAGAGAAUGAGAGAAUGAACCAACAAAGUUGCAGAGUUUUGGAUGUCUCCUCUACUGGUUCCUGAUUCUGUCUAAUUUGCAUAAAAUCAGUGGAAUAGGUCAAAUCUGCUCUUUUGCAGAAUCCCUGUCUGGACUGGUGAGAAGGUCGGCUCUCUCAGAAAUAGGAAAGCAAUUAGAGAUCCUUCUCAAGGGAUUCCGUGCUUCAUUUCAUUCUGAAUCUGAAUUUAGAAACUUGUUUGUCUUGGAAUCCUGCUGUAGUGCUUGAAGGGGUAGGCCACACAACAAAGAAUAUAACUCAAAACAUUUACCAAAAAGAAGCUCACCAUUCCUUGCUCAGUUAGGGUAUUUUGUGAAGUGACAGAAGAAAAUAUUUUGAAGACGUCUUAAAACUGUGUUAUGAGGAGGGCCUUCGGUCUUGGUCUUUUUCUAUUGGCCUGAAGAGCACUUUGAAUUUUGAAUUUUCUGAAUGUUUUUCUUGCCUCUAUUUUGUUUCCCACUUAUUUAUUAUUCAUUCAUAA
Molecule: messenger RNA, 1828 nt
Organism: Ornithorhynchus anatinus (platypus)
Lineage: Eukaryota; Metazoa; Chordata; Mammalia; Monotremata; Ornithorhynchidae
Gene: VSX1
Product: visual system homeobox 1
Exons: 5
Coding region: 1-990 (329 amino acids)
Biological process (GO): regulation of transcription by RNA polymerase II
Cellular component (GO): nucleus
Molecular function (GO): DNA-binding transcription factor activity, RNA polymerase II-specific; sequence-specific double-stranded DNA binding
Source: RefSeq, a predicted model, not a curated record